This is a messenger RNA of Spodoptera frugiperda (fall armyworm), 1426 nucleotides long. RefSeq names its product serine protease snake-like. Lineage: Eukaryota; Metazoa; Arthropoda; Insecta; Lepidoptera; Noctuidae. The coding region runs from base 198 to 1406 and encodes 402 amino acids. Gene Ontology annotation, molecular function: serine-type endopeptidase activity. Gene Ontology annotation, biological process: proteolysis. The transcript has 10 exons. The record is from RefSeq and is a predicted model, not a curated record.
CUUAACAUUAGCAGUGUUAUGUCUUCAAUCCGGUUUCGCGACAGACGGACCAGUCUACUCUGUUGUUUGUGAGCGACAAGACGUGUGGUUUAACAAAAAGCUAUUUGUUUUUAUUUUUAACGCAUUUCGAUAACAUCGAUCCUAAGUAAAUAGUAUGGUGCUCUGCCUACCUUAAACCAAAGAAGUAUCUAAACAAAAUGAAACCAAUCGUUUUCUGGUUAUUCACCUUUGUGGCGAUCGUUAGAGGUCAAAGAGAAGGAGAAUCCUGUAUCGACCAGUAUGCCAACACUAUCGGCAGGUGCACAGUGGUAGACCAAUGCCAGUCGGCUAAGCGGGACUUUCAGUUGAACGGUAUACGCCCUACCUUCUGCUCGUAUACUACGUUCGGUGCCGCGACAGUGUGCUGUCGUGAUGGCAGCAACAUUCUGCAGACACCCUCCACAAGAAUUGGGGAUCAACGGCCUAUAUGGGGUAAUGCUGAUGGAGGAACCAGCUACGGAAGAAGAGUGAGCGAAAGAAAAUGCGAAGAGUACAGCAAAGCAGUCGUAGAAAAGGUCCCCUAUAUUCCAUUGAUUCCCAACCCUGAGCCAUUCACAGUGUCUGCAGCAAAAUGUGAUUACACUGGUGUGGAACUUAUAGUCGGAGGGGAAAACGCAAACCCUGGAGAAUUCCCGCACAUGGCAGCAGUGGGCUGGGCGACUUUCGAAGGUACCUACAAGUUCAGCUGCGGGGGCAGUCUGAUUAGUCCACGUUUUGUGGUCACAGCCGGGCAUUGUAUCAGGGACCCCAGUGCUCAAAACCCUGAGCCGGUGAUAGUGAGGCUCGGAGACCAGAACAUUGAUAGCAAUGUCUACGAUGGAGCUAACCCUAUUGAUGUAGCCAUUCGCAGAAUCCACAAGCACCCUGACUACCGUCCUCCGAAGGUCUACAACGAUAUAGCAUUACUGGAGCUGGUGUCUGAUGUGAAGUUCAGGACAGAAAUCAGACCAGCUUGCUUGUGGUUCCAGCAAGAUCUGAGAGGGCACGAGAAAGUCAUUGCUACUGGAUGGGGAGUUGUAGAUACACGAACCAAGCAGAGUGCAAAGGAAUUACAGAAGGUAUCCCUCUCAGUCCUCGACGAAGGCUUCUGCAAUGAGACCCUGAAGUUCUUCUUCAACCGCAACUGGCCUGACGGGUUCCAGCCUACUCAGAUGUGUGCUGGUGAACUCAGUGGGGGGAAGGAUACUUGUCAGGGUGACUCCGGCUCUCCUCUCCAAGUAGUAUCGAAGGACAACUCCUGUAUCUUCCACGUGGUGGGAGUGACGUCAUUCGGUCGGAACUGUGCCGACAAGGGCCGACCUGCUGUGUACACCAGGAUCGCUAGCUAUGUCGACUGGAUUGAGAGCGUUGUGUGGCCCGGAGAAUAGAAUAAAUGAAUAAAAAAAUG